AUGUCUACAACUUCUCGUGUUCUGGAGCUUACCGAAGUUGAGGAGAACCUUCGCACCCUACUUAUUGAUGUUGCAGAAUACAUUGACAACUCUCCCGGACACGUCUCGGAAAGUCAGGUCCCUCUUCCGGAUGAACUGGCACGCCAACCUUUGGUUCUUCGAUGGACUGGUGGUUGGGUUCGUGACAAGCUUCUUGGUGUAGCGAGUCAUGAUAUCGAUGUGGCUAUCAACAAGAUGACUGGAUUCCAGUUCGGUUUGAGAUUGAAGGAGUAUCUUGAGAUCCCCGGAAACCCGGAAAAGUAUGGUCUGGAAGGUGUAGCUAGCAACGACGCCCAAUCCAAGAAGGCCGAAUCUGGAAAGAGCAAAAUCGUAGGUGGCCUGCACAAGAUUGAAGCAAACCCGGAAAAGUCAAAGCAUUUGGAGACCGUAACCACAAAGAUCCUGGGCCUUGAUAUUGAUCUGGUCAAUCUCCGCAAGGAGACCUACUCCGACGACAGCAGAAACCCUCAGAUGGAGUUUGGAACGCCGGAAGAGGACGCCCUUCGCCGCGAUGCCACAGUCAACGCCAUGUUUUACAACAUCAACACUCGUGAGAUCGAAGACUUUACUGGAAAAGGCCACAACGAUAUGGCCAGCAACAUCAUUCGCACUCCUCUCGAGCCUUACCAAACCUUCAAGGAUGACCCUUUACGAGUAUUGAGAUUGAUCAGAUUUGCCAGUAGACUGAACUACACAAUCGAACCAGAGGCACGCAACUGGAUGAAGGACGACGAGAUCAAGAGCGCUCUGCAAGCAAAGAUCAGCCGCGAAAGAGUUGGUGUUGAGCUCGAGAAGAUGCUUAGAGGACCCGAUCCUCUUAUGGCCCUGAACUUGAUCGAUCAGCUCACACUCUACUCUACUAUCUUCUCCGACCCUGCUCAAGACCAAUCGAAGGUCUUCACCCCAGACACAGACAACUGGAAUGUUGUCGUCAACUUUGUCCAGGAUAUUCUGUCAUCCAAGGCCAGCGAAAUACUUGUUCGUAAUGAUGAGGAGAGAUUCCUUGUCUGGUUGUUGUCCGCAUUAGUCCCCUACAGAGACGCCCCAUCCCCUCCGACAGUCGAGGGCAAGAAACCACCACCUCCUACUGCCUCUACUGUCGCACGCGAAGGCAUCAAAGCUACUAAUAACAUGUGCACUGUCAUCACCAAUUCUGUUAAGAAUCACUCCGAGAUUUCUAUGAUGGUCAGUGACUCCAAUGGCCGUAAGCGUCCCGCACGCGAGGAGUUGGGAAUGGCGAUCCGCCGAUGGGGUUCUACAUGGAGAUCACAGACAGCUUUCGCGCUGCUGGUCAACGUCGCCGACGAACCCUCGGCGGCUAAAUCGCACCUUUCUGCAUUCACCAACUUCCUCGAGUUCGUCCGAGAACUAGAUCUUCUCGAAGUGUACGCACUCAAACCCAUCCUCGACGGCAAAGCCUUGACAAAAGCACUCGGCGUGCCUACCGGCCCAUGGAUGAAGGACGCUCUCGAUGUAGUCAUGCGUUGGCAAUUGCGCAACCCAGGCAAGAAAGACACUAGCGAAGCUAUCGAACAAGUUCGCAUUGCCAGAGAACAAUCUCCAACUCCUGGUGAGCUCACAUCAGAUCUCAUGACAUAUUUCCUCCAGCUUACCAUUCGCCCGCUGUUUGCAAAGACACAAACGCAGCAGGUAACAAGUCAAGGGCGUAAGGUGCAGACCACCGUCCUACCUAAAAAGUUUGAGCGAACCCAAGACGAAGUGACAUGGAAAGGAAGAGACAGCUAUGCUCUAGACUUGCUUCGCUGGGCAAUAGCAGUUGCAGACGCUGGCUUGGUGGAGAAGAACUGGCACGCAAUAGUGCCACCAUUACUCAGCAUGCUCGACGACAUUGAUACAGAAUACAAAGCUCAAGGUUGCGAACUUCUCAAGUUAUUGCUGGACAAAACACCGCCAACACUUUUGAAGCGCACUGGUCUGGGUGACGUGUUCGAAGAAGCUCUUAUGCCAUGUUUGGGCUACCUGCCUACUUUGACACCGGAGGACCAAAGUGCUCGACUACUCUCUGUUGCUUAUCCAGCUCUUCUAUCUCUCUCAGCUGUCUUGGAAGAUUCUUCGACUAUUCAGAACAAACAAGAGCCAUCCCAACGCAUAAAAUUACUUGACGCUUUGAUCCGUAAAGGUAUCUUAAUGACAUUCACCUACUGUCCUGAACACGCCAAGAUCACCGCGGCUACAACGACGUAUCUAUCUGCUAUUCUCAACGCUCUGGGACUGGACUCGAUCAAGCAUCUUCCCUUCAUUUUGCCCAUGCUGUCCUCUAUUCUCACAAAUCCGUUCAUCACUGCAUCUCCGCCUCUUCUUCUCUCUUCUGUCAAAGCCGUUCAAGCUGUCGUUCUCAACACAUGGCCUAGAUUGUAUGUCCAUAAAACGGAGAUCUUGAAAUGCGUAUCGGUGCCGUGGAUAAGAAUGCAAGAGGAUGUAUCUGGGAAAGAUUUCGACAUCGUCAAGGAAGAAUCGAUAAUUGUGGUCCAGAUGCUUAGAGAUGCUUUAUCGUCUGACGAGCUUGAGAAGGACAUCGAAGAGCUGAUUAAGGUGGAUAAGAGGUUGGAAGGGUUGUUUUCUGACUAG
Molecule: messenger RNA, 2628 nt
Organism: Aureobasidium subglaciale EXF-2481
Lineage: Eukaryota; Fungi; Ascomycota; Dothideomycetes; Dothideales; Saccotheciaceae
Exons: 2
Coding region: 1-2628 (875 amino acids)
Biological process (GO): tRNA 3'-terminal CCA addition
Molecular function (GO): ATP:3'-cytidine-cytidine-tRNA adenylyltransferase activity; RNA binding
Source: RefSeq, a predicted model, not a curated record